Molecule: messenger RNA, 3252 nt
Organism: Eublepharis macularius
Lineage: Eukaryota; Metazoa; Chordata; Lepidosauria; Squamata; Eublepharidae
Product: collagen alpha-1(XV) chain-like
Exons: 24
Coding region: 13-2535 (840 amino acids)
Source: RefSeq, a predicted model, not a curated record
CAAGGGACGGACAUGGGGGCCUUGAGGAAAGGCUGGCCAUGGGCUUGCUACAGCCUUCUCUUGGUGUUAGAGGGACUGGCUCCCCCCACCGCUGCUCAGUGGCUUCUUACAGACUUUUUCGGGGGUACCACUGAGACGCCUACACCUGUGACACCCACAUCCACCACAGGUGAAGAAUCAACAGUGCAGCUGACAGAGAAGAUGAUCCUGAGCGAGCCACCUCUUUGGUAUGCCCCAGACCCUCUCACACAGGAGGCACCCACAUUUCUCACAACCACAGAGGCCACCUCAGCAGCUGUUACAGAGACAGUGUCUCCUGAUAUCACAUCCCCCAUUCCUGACAUCUUUGAAGGCAGCUCUGAGGAAGAAGAGGGUGAAUUCCUAAGGAUCCAGAGAACAGGAGAGCCUGCUAAAUCGUUGUUCCCUGCAGUGACCACAGACAUACCCCAACAGAGGACUGAAAUGGCAUCCAAGCUCUUUACGCCUUCAGCUCACCGACACACAGUCACAAAGGAUUCGGUGGCUGCACAGAUGAAAAACCUGUCACAGUGCAUCUGUCCAGCAGUGCGAGGCCCUCCAGGUUCAAAGGGAGAGAAGGGUGAUCAAGGUCUUCCAGGGCAGAGAGGACUGCCUGGGGAAAGAGGGCAAGUAGGCAGUACAGGCCUUCCUGGACCUCCAGGGCCUCCCGGACAACCAGGGUCUCCUGGACAACCAGGGUCUCCAGGACAACCAGGCCCUCUGGAACAACGAGGCCUGUCCAUUCCAGGAAGCCCAGGCUGUACUGGUACCAUGAAUGGAAACAAUGUAUCUGAAAAGGGAGACGCCAUCCUGCAGGGCCCUCCCGGACCUCAGGGUUUGCCUGGACACACUGGUACCCCUGGGCUGCCAGGAUACCCUGGGCAUGAAGGCCCCCAUGGACCUCCGGGGGCCCCAGGGCAUGAAGGUCCACAAGGUGUUCCAGGCCUCCCUGGUGCACCAGGCCAGCCUGGCCCACCAGGAUCAACUGGGCCACCAGGUAUCCCAGGGCCACCAGGAGCAGAGGGACCUGAAGGCCCUGAUGGACUUCCGGGGCUUCCAGGCCAUGUGGGGCUACCAGGAUCUCCAGGCUUCCCUGGGAAGGCAGGGUCUCCAGGAGCUGAAGGGCUUCCAGGAAAAGAUGGGCCCAAGGGCCAGAAAGGUGACAGAGGCCUGAUGGGAGAAAAGGGAUCCCAGGGUCUGCCUGGCCCCCCAGGGUCCCCCAGCACAUCUGGUGAGAAUAAGUGUACUACUGACCCAAGACUACUUGGUUCUCCAGGUCCCAAGGGUGAAAAGGGAGACCCUGGAGAUUUGGAUUGCCGCAGCUGCUGUGGGGGAACGAGCACUGAGAUGCGUUUCCCAGACUUCAAGGGCCCACCUGACUCCUGGGUGCCUCUUACCUACCAAGAGAAUGGCAAAGGUAGCCCGGAGCUCUACAGUGCGCUUGUCACCCAUGGUCCUCCCGGCCCACCCGGAAAUCCUGGGCUGCCAGGUCCCCCAGGCCCUCCUGGACCACCAGGUGUUUUUUAUCUCAACAGAGCGUAUCCCAUCCGAGCAAGGCCACAUUGCAAGUACCCACUGAUCCUGGGUUCAUCUUGGGAUUCAGAUGCUGACUUGCCUCCAAAAGACUCUUCUGAUGGGAAUCAGAAUGGAUUAAAGCGCUCCACCUUGGUCUUCAAAUCUAAAGAGCUGAUGUUCAAAUCCACCUCUUCCGUUCCUGAAGGCAGCUUGGUCUACGUCAGUGAAGGGAAUGAAGCUUUCUUCCGGACCCCCAAAGGAUGGAGCAGGAUUCUGCUCGAGGAUUCUGACCCUCUGUUGGCUGCAGAUGACCCGUCAGUGUCUACGGAAAGAAACGAGGAACAUAUACAGCAGAAACGCCAGGGCUCUACACCAGCCACAACUCCUCAUGUGACCCCUCGGGUUAAAAAGAAUGAAGCUCAAGCGACAACUCAAAUUGCACCAACUAGCAUCUCCAAGGGGAUUCCUUCUCUCCGCCUAGUGGCACUCAACAUCCCUCUGACUGGCAACAUGAAUGGGAUCCGCGGCGCUGACUUGCAGUGCUAUCGGCAAGCACAAGAGGCAGGGCUGUAUGGAACUUUCCGGGCCCUUCUAGCAACACCCACUCAGGAUCUCAUCUCAAUUGUGAAAAGAACCGACAGAGAUCGGCCUGUUGUCAACCUGAAGGGUGAGCUGUUGGCUAAGAGCUGGAGUUCCCUCUUCAGUAACAAUGGUGCUUCCUACUUCAAUUCCCUGAAUGUUCCUAUCUACACCUUCAGCCGGCAUAAUGUCAUGACAGAUCCUAUGUGGCCCCAGAAGGAAGCCUGGCAUGGCAUGAAGCAACGGGGAGGCCAUUCGCAACAUCAAAACUGUCAGAAUUGGCGGUCAGCAUCCAACCAGUCAGAAGGCUUUGCCUCAUCACCAGCUAGGGGCACUUUCCUCACAGAGGGCACAUACAGAUGCUCAGAUGCCUUGAUCGUCCUGUGUAUGGAGAACGCCUCCCGAUACCUGCACAUGUGGUGAACGUGGUAUCAGGUUGAUAAGAAACAUUGGAAGGAUCUGGUUGUUUCCAAGCCAUGACUGAGACAAGCGAGAGAGGCCCUGGUUCCUCAAAUGUUGAGGAAGUUACUUUUCCACACCACGUCAGAAAAAAAAGUUCCUGAGGAAACAAAGCUGUGCGUGGCCUGCAUCACAGCAAUGUCCCCUGUCCAGUCUGUCUAGCAGAAGCAUCUCACACUACCCGAGUACAAAAGAUGUUUAUGUUCUCUACUGCUUCAGCAUAUAUAUUGUUCUCCUGUGAGAAAUCAACCAGACUGAUGCUCCUUUACCACUGUCCAGUUGUUCAUCCUUAACUGCUUGCGAAAGAAUGCCUACAAGGAGGUGCUUCUGAAUGCAGAUGUUGAUAUACUGAUAGUAUUUUCAAGGGAAUGGUGAAUUCUUAUGCACUAUGCAACAUUUAUACCCUUUGUAAGACCAUUAACUUCAAUUGAAUUAGAAAGGUGUAACUCUGCUUAGGAUGGCACUGCUAGUCACAUUUCCAUUGCCACCAAGUUUUAACUGCCUUGCCGCACAGCACUUAUGGGCAAUGAGUCCGUGAGCACAAUGUUGCCAACACAGGGAAAUUCAUUCCCGUUGUCCCAGCAAUGAGGCCACAUUCCCAUGAGUUUCAUUCAAUUGAUUUGUUUUGCAAUUUUUUUUUUGCAUUAGCCGCCUUUUUUGUAAUAAAAUAUCUCAGGACUA